ACAUCGUUUUAGUUUUGAUUUGCGGUUCUGUGAUAUUAUUUAUUGUAUGAAAUGCGUUAUAAAUGACUUGAUCGGCAUCUUAAAAUGUCAAAACUAAACCAGUUUGCUUCCAUGUAUAUUAUGGGACACUGUUUUGAGUAUCUUACAUCACGGUUAUGACCUUUGUGCAUAAUGAAUGUGAUUAAUGGUGGAAUGAACUAGGAUGGAGCCAGCCAAUAACAUCCUGGCGCACUCGGGGCUGUCGUUUUACCCCUCGAGUGUGACUUCGAGUGGGAUCCUCCCCACAAGCCCCGGGACACAAGACUCUGUACCGCGAUCAGCUCUUACCGUGUCGGGCCAAAACGGAUGGGGAAAUUACUCCAACGACGCCGCUCUUGCUCAUAAUUCUUGCGCUAUGUCGACCUACCAGCUAGGAGCAUCUUUUUCAAUGAACAGUGCCAAAGGACCGUACAAUUCCUUCUCCAGUCAAGAUUAUCUGAACAAUUGUCGUCAGAUGCAGAUAUCAUCUCUUGGAUCUAUGAACUCGCUCCCCAUGAGAAACUAUGCCCCAUUAUACGGCGAUGUUUAUCAACCGGGCCACCCGCCCAGCUAUACAAACGGGGGUUUCUACCCCGAAAUGACGCCGGGCCUUCCCCCUUUACCCGGCCGGGAUCCUCUAAGCUGUCCUAGCGGGCAGUCCGAUUCCUCAGUUCAAGAAACAAAGGGAAGAAAAAAACGGAAGCCAUACACUCGCUAUCAGACGAUGGUUUUGGAAAAUGAAUUUUUAAACAGCUCAUAUAUAACACGGCAAAAGCGAUGGGAAAUUUCUUGUAAGUUACAGUUAUCUGAAAGACAAGUUAAAGUUUGGUUUCAAAAUCGACGAAUGAAACGGAAGAAAUUAAACGAAAGAAAUAAAGCACGUGUACGAGAAGAUCAAGAAAAUAAAGACACUCUCCAAACACAUUCAGCUCAGGGGGAUACACUAUCUGCGCAGGCGUAGGGAUAACAAACACUUCCGGAUGAGCUAUUCUAUAGGAGCGUACACAGAGCUCCAUUUGCCAGAGGAGUUCAGCCAUUGAUCGACUGAAUUAUCUCCCUUUGCUUGGCAACACGGGUGUUUAUCAUGUUGUUCUGUGACAUAACGGAUGUACACUGAUGCCGCUGUGCAUGCCGGGAAGAGACGAACGCCACAAGGUCGAACAGAUGUCCAAGACCACAGCAUAAGUACUUACAGACAUUCUGUGUUACGACAACGUGGCAACCGGAAACAGAACGGCACCGGCGCAGAACCAAUGCGUGCUGGUAUUGGUGACAUAAUACGAAACUGUAGUGAGUGGCUCAGUUCAUCUUUAUUAUAUGAGUAGCCCUAACUUGUGAAUGUCCCGAAGUGAGACAAGAAGAUGUAGAUAUUAGUUGUGAAAGAGUCAAUGUUCUUCAAGAAACUCAGUGGACAUUGACAUUAUAUGGUAACGAAAAGUGGACGUAUUGAAUAUGCGCGAGAUUGUGAUCUCAUCUGUUGACAUUUUCCAGUGAAAACAAACUUUAGUCCACAUAGCCAAUAACACAAAGCCUCAAAGGUCACGUGGUCUGUUUUUUGAGGCAAGAAAACGAACAUUUCCCCUAAAUAUUAGGUUUGGCCUGAGUGUAGAAACAGUCGAAGUAUCAUAAACUGCAUUUGACGUCAUCUCAUCUCACUGCAUACCACUUUACGGCAGUUUCCAAGACUGAGUACGGAUUGUCGUAAAUAUCAUGCCGGUUUACGACAGGCUAAUUGUUAUUGUAACAUUACUCUCUCUGUCCUUUCUGUGUGUUAUGAUUGUGUAAGUGCGUGAGAUUAUCCUCGUUUCAUCACAGUUUUACCAAGACAACACGCUCAUUUAUUUCCAUUGGUGUUUUUAUGAGGCGGUAAGACAUCUGAUAGGUCUGUAGAAAUAACAAAGUGUCCGGUUACGUAAAAGUUUUCAUUUUGUACCACAUGACAUGUCUCAGAUUACUUUUAUUGGUCAGUUCAACAUUUUUUUGUGUUCUCGUUUAGCGGAGUCUACUUAAACACUGUUUCCAACUUUUGACAUAACCUUCUUUAAAAGAGAAAUUUGUUUUUUAAUUUUCAAACAAUAUUUUAAACGUCACCCUCUGAACAUAUUUAAAAUCAUAAAAUUACUAUUUUGAUAUAUUUAUAUUAAAAAAUCCAUGCGUACCAUCUUCCUUAACAAACAUGUUCCUUUAAGGAAAUAUUCUCUUCAUGUAUUUAGUGUUAAACGCAUUCAUUCCUCUUGGUCAGGCAGCUUUAUCCGUGAAUUCAAAUUAAGGAGAGGGUCAAAAUGCUGAUUAUCUCGCCUUGGCUGGUAUACUUCUCUAACAUAUGUAUCAGUAAAAUCAUUUAAUUUGUAUCGUUUUUAAAUUUCUGGUAUUUUGCAAAUAUCUAAGUGCUGAAUGAUAGUGCUAUAGCCAUAACUGUACAUUGAUUUUUAAAAAAGAAAAUUUUAAAAUGUUGAAAAGAAAUUUCUUUUCUCACAUAUUCUAAAAUGUCUAACUGAAGAUAACAUUUGAAACCUAUCGCCACAUAGAAUGUCACGGUACUCAAAACUACACAUUUUACUUUCGUUGGUGAGUGUUUCUUACAUAAUUCUGUUGCUGUACGUCACGAAACUUGAUUAAAGGUGAUUGUAUUACUUUAGAGACAAGUGUUUUUCAGUAGCGACAUUUUGUCUCAGACAACGUGUUUUAUAAAAUAACAAUCGACGUAGAAACACAUUAUAUUCAUGGCGGUAUAAUUACUGCAAUGAAGGUUUUAAUUACUUAGUCUUCGUCAGUUCCCGUAACUUAAGUUUAUGAAGUUGUUUUGUCUGUCUUGAAAUGUUUCGCCUAUUAUUGUCUUUACGUUAUAAGUGCGCCUCACGACAUCAAGACUACAUCAUUAUUACGUCAUUAUUACGUCAUAACAUGUGACCUCGCCAAGUUUAAAAUGAGGAAAAAAUAAAUGUGUUGUUGUA
Messenger RNA from Haliotis rubra (blacklip abalone), 2972 nucleotides. RefSeq names its product homeobox protein Hox-D10-like. NCBI's taxonomy places the organism in Eukaryota, Metazoa, Mollusca, Gastropoda, Lepetellida, Haliotidae. The record is from RefSeq and is a predicted model, not a curated record. The coding region runs from base 203 to 979 and encodes 258 amino acids. The transcript is spliced from 3 exons. Gene Ontology annotation, cellular component: nucleus. Gene Ontology annotation, biological process: regulation of transcription by RNA polymerase II. Gene Ontology annotation, molecular function: DNA-binding transcription factor activity, RNA polymerase II-specific; RNA polymerase II cis-regulatory region sequence-specific DNA binding.